Molecule: messenger RNA, 516 nt
Organism: Dentiscutata erythropus
Lineage: Eukaryota; Fungi; Glomeromycota; Glomeromycetes; Diversisporales; Gigasporaceae
Source: the annotation of a GenBank genome assembly
CCUAUUUAUCAUGCUACAACAAUAUUAUCAACAAGCUCUCAUCCAAUGCAAGGAGAUCUAAGUCUUAUUUUCAAGAGUCUUUCAGCACAUCUAGAAUUCUAUGGUAAAGAAGGAACCAAGACACAAAUUCAAAUUGCAGCUAAAAUUAAACAAAAGUUUAAUGAAUAUUGGAAUGAUUUAAACUAUACCUCAAUGCUUCCAGCUAUUCUCGAUCCUUGCAGCAAAUUAAGUACUUUUGAUGAUGAAGAUGAGCGUGUAGCAGUAAUCAAUCUUCUUCAAGAAACAUAUAAUCGAUAUAAUAUAGUAGAUCAACCACAAACAGCUAAUUCGAAAAAAGAAAAACCUUUAGAUUUUUUUAAAAAUCUUCUUCAAACAACUCAGAUAAUUCAACCUACGCUUAUUAAUCAAAUAGAUUCUUUUCUUGACAUGCCACCUGAAGAUUCAGAUUCGCUUGAAUGCCUUGACCAACAACCGGGAGACAACAAUUACUUACUUGUACAACAAUCCCGGAAUUGA